ACUCCGUUUGGGGUUUUUCACAUUGGAAGAUCUUUAGUCGAGAGGACGCGAUAGCGUUUUUCUCGCGGGCGGCAACACGUUCGGUGACGAUGGAGGAGCCCCACUCACACAGUGUGGUAGCCUCGUGAAAAUUUCUUUCACCCAAUAGUUUUUCCUCUUAGUGCCGCGCGCCAGUUUUCGAGUGCUUUCUGCAUUAAAUUCUUAUAUCGUUUUUAAUUUAUCCGCCAUCACACAAAAAAAGAGUUCUUUUCAUUGCCAUUGGGGUAUACCCACGUUGUGUUUCGGGGCACAUUUUUCACUUAGCGUCUGUGGAGUAUUUCGCUGUGCCACCACGAGUGAGGAUUUUUGUCUGCACUGUCCACCCCGGUGCUACACCACAAGAUUCUCUCGUCAGCUUCUUUUGCUUUCUGGUUGUAGUUUUCGACGUGAUCCUAGUUCGUAGCCGCUUACCCAACUAGCUUCCGUAGUUUUGUUGCCCUGUGAAAAAAAACGAACUUCGAACGAAUAUCCUCCUUUUUUGUGAGGACCUGAGAGCUUGUUUCAGUGCCUUUUCCACAACCAUAAGUGCAGGAAAGGACUUUCUGAGCCUGUCACACCGUCGAUAGUUUGCGAAAAGCACAAGAAACUGUGCGCGGAAGCGGCCACUUUGAGGAUCAUUUAAUCGUUUUUCUCUAAGGAAAAAAAGGACGUGCUGAUAUUCAAUCAUGGCCCACAAAACACUCGUUCACAAGCAGUUCAACUCACCCAUUGGCCUCUAUUCUAAUCGCAAUGUUCAAGAAACUCUCGAUCGAGAAUUAAGAACACUCUCCAAUGGAGCGGUCGGAAUUGACUUCGAAAACAAUCCUGCCGCCACCAAACCCGGUAAUUUGGCAAAUUCAGCAGUUUUAAAGAUGCUAGAAGAGGAGGAAGAAGAACAACGGCGAGCAGGAAAUAAUCCGGCAGACUGUGGGAGGCGCAGUCGAUCGAGAUAUCGGGAAAUUGAUCGGGACACGGUACUCCGCAUAAAUCGUCGUCGCCCACGGCGUGAGUUCAGCUGGCCACCAAAGACACGGUCACAAUCUGUUGGGGAUGCUGUAGUUGGGGGUACAGCCGCUGGGAGUGCGGCAAAUGGAGCAAUGCGGGGGAACCACCGAGAUUUGUCGCUGGACUCGAAACUGUCGCGUGUUGGGGAAUCCGCCGCGGGGGCGACAAUCGCUGAGGAUUUGAAUGCUCUGCAACAGCGUGGUGUUCUGGCACAGCAGCAACGCAGGAAGGGGGUAUCGUGCCUCCCGCCACUGAAACCGCGUCGUUUGGCGGACAAUAAAUCGCAGCCAUAUCGUGAUUUUGGUCAUACCAACAGUGACUUGGAUGGUGGCCCUAAAGAUCAGACAGGAUGUCAUCGAAACAAUCAGCAAAUAAAUAGUAUUUUUAGCCAGGCGAAGGCAUCAGACACAGGUGUGUCAGAUCUUUUGGGCACCAUUAAAUCCGUACCCCAUCAAAGUGAUUCACAGCCCUCGAAUGGUUUGCAUUCUUCAGCGGACACAAAUGUCGUAUUCACGGUGAUUGAAACACCUCUGUAUUGUCUCUUGUGUGCGGCUAGAGAGUGUCAGUGUAGUGCCCCCAAAAGGCUGGAUUUGUCAGAGAUGGAAGCAUUUGCUGAGGCUUCGGAGCGUAUUGUGGCAGAGGGUGUGGAAGAAUUGGCGCGUGAGAAGGAAGCUGAGGAAUUGGAUGCGGCAAUUCGUGAGCUCAUUGAUUUCGCAUCGGUUGUUCGGAAGCGCCCUGAGAUCAUGAAUCCCGCCUACAUUCCCAUUGUUGAGGGUUGCCUCCAGGAAUUAGCUCUUCUGGCCAUGCUUCACUCACAAGGGCGCAUAGGGUUGCGACCAAAAUCCCCUCAGUGCGCCACAAUUGAGGAACUUCCCGCACCACUGGCUGGCCAUCCAUCUCAAUCAGCCGCUCCUGACACGGGCGUUUGUCGCAAUUUGCCCAAGUUGAGUGAUGGCCUCGUUGGUGGUAAUCAUAACAAACGAGAGGGACGUGAGAGUGCCGCCACAGAACCCUUCAUCGGCUGCGAGAGAUUCCUUCCGACAGAAGGGUUGAGACGAGUUGCCUGGCCACCCCCUUCCGACGUCUCCGUCCACCCUUCACAGGUCCCGCUCCAGGUCAACAAUCAGCAGCCACAGCAGCAGUAUCAGGCUUCCGCUUCUGCCCCAGCACCGACCGCCACACCCUACCAGGACGGUGCGGUGUAUAGUGGUCAGCCUGCACAUUCACCAACGGUAGGUGCAUCACAAAAUUAUCCGCAGUCACAAUCUUAUACGCAGCCACAAUCGUACGGCCAGCCACAAUCCUACGGCCAGCCGCAAUCAUAUGCGCAGCCGCAGUCGUACGUAGAGCCGCAAUCGUAUACGCAGCCGCAAUCCUAUACGCAGCCACAAUCCUACACCCAAGCCCAAUACCCUAAGGCACCGGUGCAGCAAUCACCGCAGCCAGCGCGCCAAUUCACAAAUCCCGCUCCAUCCUUCCUCAAUCGUCCCACGGUUGCUCGUGGUUCAUCCCCCAGUACCGCAGCCUUUUCAGGUGGUAUUGCCCUAGGACAGCAGCCGCAGCCACAGCAAUCUCCAGCUUGGCAGCAGCAGCAACAGCAACCGCCAGUUUGGCAACGCGGUGCUUCCCAACCCAGUGCUGCCCCUCUAUCUCCCCCAAUUGCCCAACUAUCCUCUCCUGAUCCAUCAGCUUCUACCCUCUCCCCAGGCGGCAGUUUUUCACCCACCCCACGUGGCUGGGCUCCCGUAAAAGCGGUCACACCCACGCGAUCAGGCUACACGCAGCAGAGCCCCCUUGGGCAAAGCUACGAAGCACCACCACCCUUCGAAGCGGAUUCCUAUCAGAAUCAGUACCAGACGCAAUCCUAUCAGACAACUACAUCGUAUCAGAAGACAACAACUGAGUCGCAGCAACAGCAGCAGCAGUACUACCAACCACAAGGAGUACGUCAGCCAAGUCCGGGUAUCAUAACACUUCGUACGGAGCUGCCCGUUUCCCAGACACCGGCACCAGUUUACGCAUCACAACCUCCGGUCUUCAGUUUCAAAGGAGGCGCCAACAUGCGUGGUGACCAGAAGUGGCCUCCCCAGGAGUACAAGGAGCAGGCAGCUGAAGAGAAUGCAGCUAGACUGCGUCUCGCAGCUGGACCAGCUUGUCGUCCACGACGUAUUAACAAAGAUUACACUGCGUUUUUUGCCAAGAACGCCCUCAGUCACAACUACCCUGGUUACAGAGUCCCACCAGGCACACAACACGUCAACGGACAAUCUAUGAUGUAGUGUCUAAUUGACAACUCUAUUUAGUGGCUGUUGAACCUCUUCUCUUUGUCGUCUACACCCCCACAACUAUCUUGACAGAGAAAGAUUAUAUAUAUUCUCUAUAUAUUUUUUUUGUUUUAUUUAAAAUCCUCCCUCUACUACCCUUCUUUUUUAUUUAUUUUUUAUUUAAUGGGCUAAUACCAAUUUCUUGUCUCUUUUUUGUUGCUCUUGUGUUAGAAAUAUAAGACACAGUGUUGAAUAUUUAUUGCAACAGAUAUUGUAUUCUUAUAUUAUGUAUACUAUAUAUAUUUUAAUGUAAACUUUUUUCUUAUACUUUUUUUCAAUUAUUUUUGUAUCUUUAACACCAAAGGAAGGGAUGAAAAGAAAAUAUAUAAUGAGAAAUGUUAUUGCUUUAAGAGAUUGCGCAAAAAAUGUGAAUAGGAUUUAGAAAUUUAUAAAGGAAAAGAAUAUUUUUGAAAACUUUGUUUUAUGAUUUUUUUUUGGUUUUUGAUGAAAUAAAGAAAAAAGAACAAUGAGCCAAUAAUGUAAAGAUAUUAUGUUCUAACACCAAUCAAAUAUUAUUAAAAUGAAAACUUUAUCCUAUUUAUGAUUGUUGUGACCAUUUAAAAAAAUGUGUUGAAUUUUUUUUCUUUUGAAUUGACCAUAAAAAACUAUUACAAUUUAAUUAGUGUUUUAAUAAAGCAAGGAAUCGAUAAUAUUUUUUUUACACCAAAAGUCGUGAUUUAUUUAUCAAAGAAAUAUUUUUAGGAUUUUAUAUUAUUCUUUCGAAAAUGCGCGCUCAGUAAAGGAGAUUUUUUAUUUAUUUAUUUUUUUGAUGUGGUAACGACAAUGGUAACAAAAUGAGUUGAACUAUAUAAGAGCAUAACAACAUGGUGCUGAUGACAAACUAAUUUUUUCAUUUACUUAUUUUUUUCUAUUAACUGACAAAACGAAAGAAAAGUAUAUUAGGUCACAAAUUACAGCUCGUUAUCGAUAAGACAGAGAAAAUGUAAUAAUGAAAUUUAUAAAAGAAUUUUCAUAUUUUAGGAUUAUUUUUUGUUAAUGUUUUUUUUGCAUCCUUUGGUGGUCUUUCAAGCACAAUUUUCUAUACAAUGAAGACCACCAAUAUGGCUUUAGAGAUAAAAAUUAAUAAAAUCCGCGUCAAAUGCGGAAUUUUGCGCUAGAGAGAUAAUGCGCCCCUAAUAUUGCAGGAUAAAUUAACUUUUUGGGGGUGAUUAUAAAAUAAAAAAACUUUAACAUCUGAGGACGCAAAAAUCAUCCUGAAAAAGCUCAUCUGCAAUUUUUGGAUGCAUUUUCUCAAAACUCAUCAAAAAAAAACUUUUUUCUGUUCCUAGAUUAAGUUCCACCAAAAUGCUUUUUCACGGGAAAAAGAAAUUCCCCAUGACGGAGAUAAUUAAAACAGGAGCAUAAUUACUAAGUUUAUGGGGACUUUCUAUGUGGGACGUGUACCACACCGUGGAAAGGCAUUUUGGUAUGAAAAUAUAAAUUGUUUAAAAUGUUUUUGUGCAUGAUUUUUGCGCUUAUGGUGGAAGAAUAUAUAUUAAAUAAAAAAAAACUCGAUAUGUAAGGCAAAAAAAAUACGAGAAGAAUACAAAACAACGUUUGCAAAAAAUGAGAAAUAUUGUAAAAAAAAAUAUAUGAUGAAGGGUGUUGAAUGUAUCAAAUAAACUUACAGGUGAACAGCUA
Molecule: messenger RNA, 4988 nt
Organism: Lutzomyia longipalpis
Lineage: Eukaryota; Metazoa; Arthropoda; Insecta; Diptera; Psychodidae
Exons: 10
Coding region: 705-3302 (865 amino acids)
Source: RefSeq, a predicted model, not a curated record